GAGGCGAGGUGGCCCCCGGCUGCUUCCUUAUUGGUGGCUGCUGCGCGGCGCGCGGAUUCGGGAUGUCGGUUCCGCUGCGGCGGCUCCGCGAGACCCCGCGGCACCUGCUGGUGUGCGAGAAAAGCCACAUGCGGCAUGAGCGCUCCCGGCACGCGGCGCACGUGCGGAGCCACGCCUACAACUGCCGCGUGUCAUUUUUGAUCCCUGAAUGUGGAAUUCUUCCAGAAGCACUGAAAAGUGUUAUCACAGACAUUGGAGAGUAUUAUUUGGUGAAGAAUUUAUCCCUUCAUGAAUUGGUUACACAUGAAUUUAUCAAUACAUUCGUGAAGAAAGGUUCAUGCUAUGCGCUUACAUACAACACAAAAAUUGAUCAAGAUAAUGCUGCUGCUCUACUACCAACUGGAAAACUAAUUAUAUCAGUAGACAAGGACACAUAUGAGGAGCUUGGACUACAAGGUCGUCCAUCUCAGUAUUCUGGUAAAAAAGUCAUGAGAUAUAUUGUUACCAUUGACUUGACUGACUCGGCCUUUGAUCCUGAUAGUAAGAAACAUAAAAGAGUGCUUUGGGCCUUGAAAGAGAAGAAACCUUUAGAAUUUGAUUUCCUGCUGUCCUGGUAUAACACAGGUGCAGAAGGAUCAACACUGAUGUCAUACUUUUCCAAAAACCAAAUACAAGCCCAUCAGCCAAAAACAACAUUCAGCACAUUAAGAAAUUUGCAGUGUCCAGUGUUCCAUAGUAAUGAACUGCAAGGAAAGCUGGAAGAGUCAUGCAGUGCACAGGAACUGUUUGAAUGGCUAGGUGCCGUUUGCAACAAAGUUGGUUUAGACAACAAGUCAUUUAGCUUCUUAUCAACCUAUUGCUGUCCUCAGCCCAGAACAGUAGUGGAGCAAGCCUAUUUGUGCACAAUCACUGGCUUUAUAGUCCCAGAGAAGAUAAUUCAGUUAUUGGAACAGCUAUGUUGCUAUUUUGAUGAACCAAAAUUGGCGCAGUGGGUGACCUUAACCGUGCAUGGCUUUGCAGACAGCCCUGUUUCCUGGAGAGAAAGUGAACAUGGUUUCCAAAAGGGAGGAGAGAACUUGUACAAUUUUGUUGUUUUUAGGAACCUGGACUAUUGGCUUCAAAUGGCUGUUGGAGCAAAUGAUGAUUGCCCACCUUAAAAGUUCUGCCUGUAGCAAAGUUUCUUAAAAAGAAUUAUCUGAGAAGUGCUUACAAAAAUAUCAGACAAUUAAUUAGCCAUUGAAAGGAUCUAUGUAUAUAGGAAGUUUUUCAUGUUAGCAUCUUAUUGCUUCCACAUGACAACUGGAGAAGUCUUGUUUACUGGAAUGUGUAUUUUUGUCAUAUCUAUUUUUAAUAAAAAGUGAAACAUC
This is a messenger RNA of Emys orbicularis (European pond turtle), 1367 nucleotides long. RefSeq names its product ribonuclease P/MRP subunit p40 (gene RPP40). Lineage: Eukaryota; Metazoa; Chordata; Testudines; Emydidae. The record is from RefSeq and is a predicted model, not a curated record. Gene Ontology annotation, cellular component: ribonuclease MRP complex; multimeric ribonuclease P complex. The transcript has 8 exons. Bases 63 to 1157 code for a protein of 364 amino acids. Gene Ontology annotation, biological process: tRNA 3'-end processing; endonucleolytic cleavage in ITS1 to separate SSU-rRNA from 5.8S rRNA and LSU-rRNA from tricistronic rRNA transcript (SSU-rRNA, 5.8S rRNA, LSU-rRNA); tRNA 5'-leader removal. Gene Ontology annotation, molecular function: ribonuclease MRP activity; ribonuclease P activity.